This is a messenger RNA of Podarcis muralis (Common wall lizard), 5884 nucleotides long. RefSeq names its product ring finger protein 144A (gene RNF144A). Gene Ontology annotation, biological process: protein ubiquitination. Gene Ontology annotation, molecular function: zinc ion binding; ubiquitin-protein transferase activity. The record is from RefSeq and is a predicted model, not a curated record. Lineage: Eukaryota; Metazoa; Chordata; Lepidosauria; Squamata; Lacertidae.
CCGCGCGCGCGCCGCGCCCCGACUUGAGCGGCGCGCUUCAAAGCCCAGCCGCCGCGGCUGCAAAGCCGCCGGAGCUUAAUGGCGUCCUUGCGCUCAGAUUAGCUGCUCCCUUUUCCUUCCUUCCUUCCUCCUCCUCCUCCCCUUCCUUCGGGGAGGCGGGCAGCGGGCAGGAGGAGAAGAAGAAAAGGAGCGGCGGGAGAGGGAGAGGCAGAAGCGCCCAGGCGCGCGGGCAAGACUUCGCCGGGAAGGCAGCCGCACACAAUGCGCCAAGAGGCAACACCCGGGCAAGGCAGCGCGGGAGACUGAGGCGCGGCGGUCCAGGCGAGCGAGAGGAGGAGGAGAAGCAGCAGCAGCAGCAGCAGCAGAGCAGGAGGGAAGAGGCAGCGGCGGCCCCAGUCCCCCCUUCUUCCCGCGCGGCGGCGGCGGCGGCAGGAGGAUUGUUCUGCAAUGACUACAGCAAGAUACAGACCUACUUGGGACUUGGUGCUCGAUCCUCUCGUGUCGUGCAAACUCUGCCUUGGAGAAUUUCCAGUGGAGCAGAUGACAACAAUCGCACAAUGCCAGUGCAUCUUCUGUACUUUGUGCCUGAAACAGUAUGUGGAGAUUUUGAUCAAGGAAGGCUUAGAAACAGCCAUUAGCUGCCCUGAUGCCUCCUGCCCGAAGCGAGGUCAUCUUCAAGAAAAUGAAAUUGAGUGUAUGGUUGCAUCAGAAAUCAUGCAGAAGUAUAAGAAGCUACAGUUUGAAAGAGAAGUGCUUUUGGAUCCUUGUCGGACUUGGUGCCCAUCCUCUUCCUGCCAAGCGGUUUGUCAGCUUCAGGAAUCAGGCCCCCAGAACCCACAGCUGGUACAAUGCAAAUCUUGCGACAUAGAAUUUUGCUCGGCGUGCAAAUCCAAUUGGCAUCCGGGACAAGGCUGUCAAGAAAAUAUGCCAAUCAGCUACCUUCCAGGGGAAACAAGCUCUGCUUAUAAAAUGGAAGAAGAUGAUGCACCCAUCAAACGCUGCCCGAAAUGCAAAGUUUAUAUUGAACGGGACGAAGGCUGUGCCCAAAUGAUGUGCAAAAACUGUAAACAUGCCUUUUGCUGGUACUGUUUGGAAUCACUUGACGAUGACUUCCUUCUUAUACAUUAUGACAAGGGACCUUGCCGAAAUAAGCUCGGUCAUUCCAGGGCAUCAGUUAUUUGGCACAGAACGCAGGUCGUGGGGAUCUUUGCAGGGUUUGGUCUGUUACUGUUAGUGGCCUCCCCUUUCCUUCUGCUUGCUACCCCAUUCGUGCUUUGCUGCAAGUGCAAGUGUAGUAAAGGAGACGACGACCCCCUCCCGACUUAAGGUGGAGUGAAAGUGGGACUGGCUCAUCAUCGCAGUGCAUUUCCUACUCACCCACCCUCUUCUUGCACUUGACAUUGCGUUGGCCUUACUCGCCCUGAUUCCCAACAUUGCAGGAGGCAGGAGGUGCCACGAUUCCCAGCGACCUUGCCCGCGAGUCGGUUUACAGAGUGCAAGGCAUAUCCUGGUGUGUUUUAGGGGGGGCCAGCGCGAAGCAAGCUGGGACGUCGGAAACAUCAUGUGUCAGUAACGCAAGGCUACGUUGGCCGAUUUGGAACUGAGACGCUACGGUGUCGAAACAAAGCCCGUUCAGCAUAUCUAUUUGCAUCAAAUCGAGGUGUUAGACAUGUGUGUUUUAAGAAUCGCUUACCAUUAAAAAAAAAAAAAUCAGCCCAUUUUAAAGUGUGACUUUAAAUAUCUUGUCUAAUGAAACUGAAGUCUCUGUUAAUAUUUGCCCUGGGAAAAUAUUGGGCAUCUAUACACCCCUGAAGCUGUUUCCCAUGCAAUAUUAUAAGAACAAUCUGGUCACGUACGUAUAGGCCAGGAAUGUUUGAGGGUGGGGGCUGAUGCAGCCCUCCAAGCCAAUGUUUCUGCAUCCCUCAUGCCACCAAAUUUGGUAGUGACACUAAAAAAGUAGACACAGCCUGGGGGACGGGGAUUGAAACCUUUCUGCCCACCCCAGCACCAGCUAGGGAUCCCCUUUUCCCCAUAAUGGGGAAUUGGAUAGGAUUGGGCUGUAGCCCCCGCUUCUCAGCUGAUCUGCAUGCGUAUGUGUGUUGUCCGUGAGCAUGUGAGAGUAUGGGGGGGGCAAACUGCACCCGCCGCUGGCAUGGAGGGUUAGCAAAGUGUGAAUGCAUCUAUUAAAAAAGGUUAGCCACCCCUGACAUACGGCAUCCUAUGCCUAUAUCUUUUCAAUAGGAUGCCUCCUAACAUUUUGGGAAACGUGAACUAUUUGUGUGGAUGCACAUUUGUUCUUUGGAACAGAAAAAGUCAUUGCCAACCAUAGAGGCUGAGAUACACAACCCAGACCUGCUAUUAUUAUCAAGGCUCUUUUUUUAAAAAAAAGAUGUUGGUAUUCCUUUUCUUUGAAAGUCUGUCUGACAUUCUUUUCUACAUCUCUCUCACCCGUUACGUGGCUACGUGUUGCAUAAAUAGGGCUACCUCUGGUCAGGUAUCUUUUUAUGUACCUAUAUAUCAUUUUAAGCCAAAUAGAUCUUCUCCUGAAUAGAAUGAAGAGGGAAGAAGGAAAGAGUGUAGUAUUGAGCCUUACAUCCAUCUCAGUGCAUGAGAUGUAAAUUUAUUUGUGCAAUCAUUUCCACCCUAUAGAGUAUGCAGAUUUUUAGGCUCUCUUGAGUUUGCUUUGUUUUCACUUUUCUUUAAUUAAUGCAAGCGCCCGCAGUUGUAAUAAUAUAAAGAGUCCGUUGAGACUGAUAGGUUUUCCAGUCCAUUUUUAAAACUGUUAUAUCUCGUGCUGUAUGAUACUGUGACAACAAACAUUUAGUUCUGUUUGUUUUUAAGCAGCCCUCUCUCCCCACCUUCGUUUUUCUUUGUUUAUCAUUUUGCUGCUCUGUUUGUUGUCCCGGGUCUUGCCUAAAUUGAGGUGCUGCCAUUAUCCUGAAGGAGAAUGAUGUGGACAUCAACUUACUAUAUUGAUAGGCUACUCUAUGUGAUUCUUCCGUGCUGCUUUGGGUGAGAUCUGUAAACAAACUCUCCUAAAAGCACAUAAGUUUCCAUAGUAGGAAAAAGUAUGAGUUGAAAAUGUAGUGUAUAAUCAAUAUGAAACGUGAUCCCGAAGAAUGAAGAGAAUGGGAAAUCUUUCGAUGCCUGUGCAAUGACAGUGAACAGGAGCUAGGCCUACAUCUCAGGUAGGUGACAACCAAAAAUUUCCAGGCAUUAAGUACACAGCAGUGGGGAUUGGGCAGGUAGCUUGUGAAUCUAAUGUACACCUGGUUCAUGCUGUUCCCCACAUGCCAAAUAAUCGAUCCAUUGAUUGCAGGAGGGAAAGGAACCUGUUCUGUCUAUCUUUGUUUUAUAUACUAAUUCGCCCAACCAACAGCAUCAUACGUUGCUGUGAAGGUACCCCCUUAGACAUCAAGUGAGGAUGGUUUGCCUGCUCCUGUCAAGUUGCACAGGCCGCCUUGUAUGAAAACACUUAGUCCCCUGCUGUGUUUUCAGCUAUUUAGCUUACGAAGUUAACAAAUUCACUGCCUGGCUCUCCCAUUUCUCACCCUUUCAAAUAAAGAUGGAGCUGAGGCAGAGAGUGUCAGUGGAAAGUGGAAGAGACCUGCUAAGGUGGGCACUCGCUUUUGUUCUCUCUGGUUACCUCAGGUUGCUGACUGCGACUUUGUUUUGUGUGUGCUUGCAUGUGGGUGAGUACAGAACCUCCAGAGGUUCAACCAUCCAUCUGAUGCCGUCAGACAACAAAAAAAUCCAAAGUUGCAUCACACUAGAAGCAAAAUGGCGUUAGAGGCACACUUCUUUAUUUGCUUUCAGGUUGCAGCCUCCGUCUUUGGAAGCCAUGCUGUUCCUAACAUAUCACGUCCUCAAAUAAUACUUCGAUGAGGGGGGAAAAACCUCCUUUAACAUUAAACCAGACACUGAAAUCGCUUUUGCAUCCUGCAUAUCAGACACAUCACACUGUGUUUUAAGUUUGGGUCGUUGCUUAGAGUCAAGUAGUUGCCAUUUGUUGGGAAUCACAUAUUUUGACUGUCAGUAUUUCUUUGAAAUGGGUGUGUGUGAGUGAUAUAACAUGAACUUAUUUAAACUUUAAAUUUCAAGCCUCUGUAGAGGAACAUCAGAUAUUAGCAUUUUUAUUCUCAUUCUAAUGAAGGGUGGACCUCAUCUCCUGGUAUCACUUGUAUUUUAUUUCUGUACUGUUGCUGCGUUUAGUGCAUUGCCUUAAAUCCCUUUUUAAUGGACAUAAUGUGUUUUCUUUUGGACAAUACUGAUGUAAAGCUCAUUCCAUGGCCUAGGACGUUCCAACCCCUACCAGCUGACCUGGGUUAUACUUCUACACACGCUAAAAUGAGAGCAGCAACUAGCAAAAUGUUCUGCUACACUUGGUCCCUAAACUUUAGACCAAACUCCAGUGUAUGCCAAAUUGAGCUUCACCCAUGUGGGGCAAGUCAUUUUGACUGCAUCUUUCCUCACCCACCUUUAAAGAAACCUCAUUUUGCAGGAGUCUUGUGUCUUUCAAGCUUCUCUGGGAAGCGCUUGGGGUACAAUUCUAGUUGUCUUCACCUCAACCCUUGUACCCUACAAAGUCACCAUUUUUCUAGUGUUGGGCAUGGCAGUGUUUUAGAUAAUGUUUUAUUCUGUGUACCUUUGGGCUGCAAAAAAAUAAAUAAAUCAGAACUAUUUAGACCAAUUCUUUGUAUGCAACAAAUGGUCUAGUGUAGUUGGCACAAUAUCUUUUUAUCUGAAGCAGAGCGACAGAAAUUUUGGACAUAUGAACCAUGUUAAGAAAUAUAUACAUACAAAUACUUGUUUGCAAUUGUAAAUAUUUGGUCGGGAGAGAAAGUAAUAGUUUAUUUCCUAGAGCUGCUUCCUCUAUGGGUUUGGGUUUCUGAAUUACUUGAUCUUCAUUGCAAUAUCGCACCAAUGCAUUAGGAAUCCAUCAUGGUUCCAUUUUUGAUUUUCAGACUUUGUUCAUGCUGCUAUGCUUGCACACAAUGUGUCAGUUUUCAGUUCCUUCUCAUUUGUUUUUAACGAACAUCAGUGCAUAUACAUGCUUGUUGAUGUCUCUCUUUUUUUUAAGUCCACCUGAGGCAAUGCUCAUAGCAUUGCACCAAGAUCCUUUGAAGGCCUUUUUUUAUCCAUACUUCAAUUUAAGUUCCUGCGCACCAGUAACCUGUAGGAGAGAGGGUGGUACAAAAAAAGUGAACUGAAAACUGCAGCAAAUUCCAGAAAUAAUGUUGAAAAAAGUCUUAAGUUGAACAAGAAAAAAAUGGUGAGGGAAUGCAGGACAGAGCCAGCCCAUGGAACUCAUCUCUGGUUUUGUGUGUGUGUGUGUGUGUGUGUGUGUGUGUAUCAAAACUCUUUGGCCUGGUUAGCUUUACAAAGAGAUUUCUCCCAGGGACUCUGCUGAAGAUGGACAAUAAUGGAUUUAGUUGAUGGUGAUGGCAUUAGGGAUUUCCAGACAGCUUGUAAUCAUGCUUACUUACUAAUACUCUUCCAUAAAGUAAAUGCCUGCCAUUUGUGUUUAAAGCCCCAUGGUGGUUCUGGCUUUGUUAAUGUGUGUAUCUUUCUUAACAAAGAUGAGGAACCUUUGGUACAGGUAUAGGUAUGUGCCCUAUAAACAAAUCCCUCCCUUACUCAUUUUACCAUGGAUGUAUUUUUAACCUUGCAUAGAGAAGCACGGAGGAGUCAUGCAUAUGUAUAAAUGAUGUAUUUGACUAGUGUAAAAAGAAUUUAAUUUUUGUUUUCUGUAUUUGAAAUGUAACUACAUUUCGUGCCACUAACACUGUGAUGUAUAAAAGAGCUGUUGAAUGCCUUUGAAUGUUGUUUUGUACUUCGAAUCAUAUUGAAGAGUUUUAUUUGUAAUUUCAAUAGAUAUUUUAAA